AUGAAGCUCUCUGCUUUAGUAUGGCUGAGCGCUGGCCUGGCACUGCCGGGAAUGGCAGCUCCCACACCUAUCAUGCGUCGAACCAUAAGCUCAUCCCUUCUCGAUGAAUUGGAUUUGUUUGCCCAGUAUAGUGCUGCAUCAUAUUGCUCCGCCAAUCUCGACUCUACCGGCUCUGCUUUGGCAUGCUCUGCUGGCAAUUGCCCUUUGGUCGAAGCGGCUGAUACUACAAUUCUUUAUGACUUUGAUGAAUCGAACAGUUUUGGUGAUGCAACAGGUUAUAUCGCAGUCGACAAGACCAACGAGUUGAUAAUUCUUGCUUUCCGUGGUAGCAGUGAUCUUAGUAACUGGAUCGCGAACAUAGAUGCUACACUUACCGACCUCAGCAGUAUCUGCUCCGGUUGUGAGGUACAUAGUGGCUGGUGGAGCGCCUGGGGAACCGUGUCGAGUGCUAUUACGACCCAGAUAGAAUCUGCUCUUGGGACUUACUCAGGUUAUACGUUCGUGGCCACUGGUCACAGCCUAGGAGGCGCUCUGGCUGCUAUCGCGGCAACGGUUUUCCGCGCCUCUGGAUAUACCGUUGAACUGUACGAUUAUGGACAGCCUCGUAUCGGCAACUUGGCUUUGGCAACGUACAUUACUAACCAAAACCAAGGAAGCAACUAUCGCGUUACACACUCGGACGAUAUCGUCCCCAAGCUUCCUCCAAAAUUUCUAGGGUACGACCAUUUCAGCCCGGAGUACUGGAUUGCUAGUGGAGAUAAUGUGACCGUAACGGACUCUGACGUUGACGAGGUUGUCGGUAUUGAUUCUACUAAUGGCAACGACGGGACUUCUGGCGAUAGCACUAGUGCUCAUAGCUGGUAUAUCAUUGAUAUAUCAGCUUGCUCGUAA
Talaromyces proteolyticus is the source of this 891-nucleotide messenger RNA. Its product is annotated as putative extracellular lipase. The transcript is spliced from 4 exons. The coding region runs from base 1 to 891 and encodes 296 amino acids. Gene Ontology annotation, biological process: lipid catabolic process. NCBI's taxonomy places the organism in Eukaryota, Fungi, Ascomycota, Eurotiomycetes, Eurotiales, Trichocomaceae. The record is from RefSeq and is a predicted model, not a curated record.